This is a messenger RNA of Linum tenue, 844 nucleotides long. NCBI's taxonomy places the organism in Eukaryota, Viridiplantae, Streptophyta, Magnoliopsida, Malpighiales, Linaceae. The record is from the annotation of a GenBank genome assembly.
CUGUGCAGAGCAACUCUCCCUCUCCGCCUCUUGUUUCAGAGAAUCAGGAAGAAGGACAAGGUGGCAGGAACACCAAUCCGCCUGUUCCUAUCACUGAAACUCCGAGAAUGGAGCAAAGGUCCCCUGUUAUUGGAUUGGAAGGAGAAACAGAGCAAGUUGAUUCGACUGCUCAACAUUCAGCUGCGGACCUGCUGUCAUCAGAGGAUGGAAGUUCGAAUGGAAAUGAGUGAUAAGAAUAAAGGGAAUCGGGAGAAGAGUGAGCUUGCAGCCACUGGCGGUUCAGCACCGUUGGCCAAGUACAGACAUGAAGAGGAUGGAAUAAUACAAGCUGAGGCUGAAAAGGUAGUCAAGGUUGCAGCAAGCGUUGUCAGGAGGAUCGAACCAAAGAAAAGGGGAACAAAUGAUGAGAAAAUGAAGAAGUUGGAGGAUGAGAUCGUAGAUGGGAGGAAUGCAGUCCCUCACAUUGUUGAAUCUGUCUUGCAGAGACUUGGAGUGCGGCUGCCCGAGUCAUUCGACAUAGAUCUCAACAAUGAAGCAAAUGGGGAACAAGGUCGAGUUGGGGAAACUCAGGGUAAAGAUGUGGCCGACGACGAGUCCGAUGAGGAGACUGCCGAGGAGACUGCUGAUGCAUGAAUUUCUUUUGAAUGCUAUCGUAGGAUUCUAAGUAUCGCUUGACUUUGGGAUAUUUUGUGUCAUUUUCGGAGGAUAUUUUGCCUUUUGAAGUUUAGAUGUUUGGUCGUAGCUGAUGACUACUUGUUAGACAGUUUGAAAGUUAAUUUUGGAAUAUGCAUAACUUUGUUUGGAUGAUUUGUUUGUGUUGUCAUCACUAGAAGUAUAAUGGCGU